Molecule: messenger RNA, 1643 nt
Organism: Anopheles maculipalpis
Lineage: Eukaryota; Metazoa; Arthropoda; Insecta; Diptera; Culicidae
Product: esterase B1-like
Exons: 4
Coding region: 15-1643 (542 amino acids)
Source: RefSeq, a predicted model, not a curated record
ACACAACCAACGGAAUGUCCAACGGUGAGCUGAUUGUUAACACCGGUUACGGACCGGUUAAAGGUACAACCCGGACAGCACUCUACGGCAGCGAAUACGUCAGCUUUCAGGGUAUACCGUACGCGAAGCCGCCUGUCGGAGAGCUACGCUUCAAGGACCCUUCUCCGCCGGAAAGCUGGACCGAUGUGCUGGAUUGUACACGACAAUGCGAUCCAUGCUACCAUUUUGAUCGCCGGAUCGAAAAAAUUGUCGGCAGUGAGGACAGUUUGAAGUUGAACAUUUUCACCAAAACAAUUAAACCUUCGAAACCACUACCUGUUAUGGUCUACAUCUAUGGAGGUGGAUUUGUUGAAGGUACCAGCGGAACCGAAUUGUACGGUCCGGACUACCUUAUCGAAAGGGACAUUGUACUAGUGUCGUUAAAUUAUCGGGUCGGAGCACUCGGAUUUCUGUGCUGCCAGUCACCCGCAGCCGGUAUACCGGGAAAUGCUGGAUUAAAGGACCAAAGACUUGCUCUUGUCUGGGUACGGGACAAUAUUGCACGGUUCGGAGGUGAUCCAAAUGUGGUCACUCUCUUUGGGCAUAGUGCCGGUGGAGCUUCGGUGCAGUAUCAUACAGUUGCGGACGCUUCGAAAAAUUUGUUCCAUCGUGCCAUCAUCAUGUCUGGCAGUACGUUGUGCAGCUGGGCCGUCACACCUCAACGGAACUGGAUACAGAAGCUUGCAAAAGCCAUCGGUUGGCAGGGCGAUGUUGGUGACGAUGAAGAAGCGGCACUGGCAUUUUUACGAAAAGCAUCGCCGGAAAGCAUUGUAGAACAUCAGGAGACUUUGUUCGGACCUCAGGAAAUACAAGAAGGCUUACUAACGCCAUUCGCACCAACGAUCGAGCCCUACGAAAGCGAUGUUUGUUUCAUCCCCAGGUCACCAUUGGAGAUGGUUCGAACUGCGUGGGGAAAUGCUAUAGACGUAAUGAUUGGCGGCACAUCCGAGGAAGGGUUAAUUCUACUGCCGAAAGUAAAACCAAAACUUCCCGCCAUGCUGCAAGAUCCUCGAUUGUUCAUCGGCAAUGUGCCCUUCCAUCUGAAGCUUACACUCGAGGAGCGGAUGGCAUGUGGAGAGCAGCUUAAGCAACUCUACUAUCCCGAUUCCAUUCCAUCGUUGGACAAUUUGGGUGGGUUCGUUAAUAUGGCUUCGGAUCGUAUCUUUUGGCAUGAUCUACAUCGCACCAUACUGGCCCGUGUAAACUAUGCCGACAAUGCUAAAACAUUCGUAUAUCGUUUCUGCGUUGAUUCGCCAUUCUUCAAUCACUAUCGCAUACAUAUGAUUGAUCCUGAGGCACGGGGUACGUCCCAUGCCGAUGAGAUAUCUUACCUGUUUUCUAACAUUUUCGCAAAGCCCUUGGAUACGAACACGUUUGAGUACCGUGCUAUUCAGUACAUGGUGGACAUUUUCACCAACUUUGCUGCCAAUGGCGACCCAAACUGUUCCAGUACCGCCAACCUGUCGUGGACGAAGGUUCCAAAAACGGCACCACCGUACAACUGUUUGAACAUUUCCAACAACGGUGUGGAGGUUGUGGAGUUGCCAGAAGCAAAACGACUGCAAGUUUGGGAUUCCUUCUACGUGAAUGAUACCCUCUACUAA